Truncatella angustata is the source of this 930-nucleotide messenger RNA. Its product is annotated as putative ankyrin repeat-containing protein. Bases 1 to 930 code for a protein of 309 amino acids. NCBI's taxonomy places the organism in Eukaryota, Fungi, Ascomycota, Sordariomycetes, Amphisphaeriales, Sporocadaceae. The record is from RefSeq and is a predicted model, not a curated record. Gene Ontology annotation, cellular component: cytoplasm. Gene Ontology annotation, molecular function: protein binding. The transcript has a single exon.
AUGAGAACACCAAGCCAGCUGGUUUCUAUACCACCGGCUCAAACACGGUUCUUAGAAGAUGACGAGGUUGCAGAAGAAGAUGAGCGCUGGACGGAUCUACAAAUCGCAGCCAAAGAUGGCGAUUUAGCAAAGGUUGAGCAGCUCAUAUCUGAUGGUGCCGACAUCAACGCGCCACCUUCAGGCUACUAUGGAAAUACAGCUCUGCAGGCAGCUUGUCUUUUCGGCCAUGAAGAUGUGGCAAAGUGGCUCAUUGAGCACGGAGCGGACGUCAACGCGUCAGGAGGCAAUAACGGGUGUCGCACUGCACUCCAGCAAGCAUGUACAGCCGGAGUGAGAUCCCUUGUAACCUUGCUCAUUAAGAACGGCGCUGAAGUCAAUGCUCCGGCUGGAAGAUACGACGGAUGCACAGCUCUGCAGGCAGCGGCGGCUGAAGGCCACAUUGAGAUCGUUCGGUUGCUGUUGGACGGUGGCGCCGACGUCAAUGCCAAACCAGCUAAGACAGCAGGCGAGACGGCUCUUGUCGGUGCCACAUCCACAAACGAUGUCCAAAUCGUUGAGCUUCUUUUGAAGCAUGGAGCCGAUGUCAACGUCCCAGCAAUACGCCACAAGGGAAAGACUGCACUUCAAGCGGCUGCACUCAAAGGCAACAUCGAUAUGGUCAACAAACUGAUCGAUGCAGGCGCCGAUGUCAACCAGCAAGGCGCUUCAUUCAAGGGAGGUACAGCACUGCAUGCUGCGGCCGAAAAAGGCCAUGUGGAUAUAGUGAAGAGGCUUUUGGAAGCUGGUGCGGACAUUGACGCGGGCUCAGGAUGGAGAAACCAAUCUGCAUUGCAGAGUGCUGGCAUUUGCGGUCAAGACGCUGUUGUCGAUGUGCUUGUCAAAGCCGGCGCCUCGGGAGAUGCGGUCGGUGGUGUCAUUCUAUUCGGGUAG